AUGGCCUCUUCGUCUUCUUCACCUACGCAGACGAAAGACGAAGAGCCAAGAAACUGGGCGGAGCUUCCGCCGGAGUUGACGGCUUCGAUUCUGCUUCGUCUUGGGGCUUUUGAGAUACUGGAAAGCGCUCAGAAAGUGUGCAUGCCGUGGCGCCGCGUUUCAAAGGAUCCCUCCAUGUGGCGGAAAAUCGACAUGCGAAACCUUGGAAAUGGCAGAAGCUUUUAUUACGACUUUGAGAGCAUGUGCCGCCACGCCAUCGAUCGCAGCGAGGGCGGCUUGGUUGAAAUCAACAUUGGAGACUUUGGUAGCGAUUCUCUCCUCACCUACAUCGCCGACAGGCUGAAGUCCACCACCACCGCCGCCAGAUCUGAAGCCACCGCCGCCGCCGUCGACCCGCCAAGCUUCCAUAGCCGUAGAUCUGCUUCAUCAGCCUGAAAAUUGU
This is a messenger RNA of Eutrema salsugineum, 442 nucleotides long. RefSeq names its product F-box protein SKIP19. Bases 1 to 435 code for a protein of 144 amino acids. The transcript has 2 exons. Lineage: Eukaryota; Viridiplantae; Streptophyta; Magnoliopsida; Brassicales; Brassicaceae. Gene Ontology annotation, molecular function: protein binding. The record is from RefSeq and is a predicted model, not a curated record.